Aureobasidium subglaciale EXF-2481 is the source of this 1452-nucleotide messenger RNA. RefSeq lists its product as uncharacterized. Gene Ontology annotation, cellular component: cytosol. Gene Ontology annotation, biological process: beta-D-galactose catabolic process via UDP-galactose, Leloir pathway. NCBI's taxonomy places the organism in Eukaryota, Fungi, Ascomycota, Dothideomycetes, Dothideales, Saccotheciaceae. Gene Ontology annotation, molecular function: UDP-glucose 4-epimerase activity. The record is from RefSeq and is a predicted model, not a curated record. The transcript has 3 exons. Bases 211 to 1329 code for a protein of 372 amino acids.
UUCACUUCCAAGGGGCAAGGACGGUCUCCACAUUGCGCCAGGGUACGACAGAGUUACAGCGUGUGAUCCCGAUUGCUUGUUGGUCGCAUCGGCUGAAUAGCAGUUAAGACGACGCAACUCCCCUCUCCCAAACUUCUGCCCGAAACCUUUUUGUCUCAAACACCUGUUUGCUCUUUGUCUCGUCCAUCGAAAGCAAUCCACCACACAACAAUGCCCGUCGGAUCAGUACUCGUCACCGGUGGCACCGGAUACAUUGGCGGCUUCACAGCCCUCGCCCUGCUCGAGGCCGACUACAAAGUUGUCAUCGUCGACAACCUGUACAACUCGUCCGAGGAAGUCAUCAACCGCAUCGAAACUAUCUGCGGCAAGCGACCCAUCUUCUACAACGCCGACAUCACCGAUGAGAAGGCCCUCGAAAAGGUCUUUGCCGACCACCCCGACAUUGACAAUGUCAUUCACUUUGCCGCUCUGAAGGCUGUCGGCGAGUCGGGCGAGAUCCCUCUCGAGUACUGGCGCGUCAACGUUGGCGGUUCAAUCGCCCUGCUGCAAGCCAUGACCCGUCACAAUGUCACCAACAUCGUCUUUUCGUCCUCAGCUACCGUCUACGGUGAUGCAACACGCUUCGAGGGCAUGAUUCCCAUUCCAGAACACUGCCCGUUGGGUCCCACAAACCCCUACGGAGACACCAAGUACGCCAUUGAGAAGCUGAUCGGCACUCACGUCGAGGCCCAGCGUAACAAUGCAGAGAAGAAGGGCGAAUCUGGUGCUAAAUGGAACGGUGCGCUCCUGCGCUACUUCAACCCUGCUGGCUCUCACCCUAGUGGAAUCAUGGGAGAGGACCCCCAAGGCAUUCCCUUCAACCUGCUGCCUUUGUUGGCUCAGGUCGCUGUCGGAAAGCGUGAGAAGCUCCUCGUGUUUGGCGACGACUACGACUCAAAGGACGGCACAGCUAUCCGUGACUACAUUCAUGUCAUUGACCUCGCACAAGGCCAUCUCAAGGCACUCAACUACCUUCGUGAGCACCAGCCUGGUGUACGCGCCUGGAACCUUGGCACCGGCAGAGGAUCAACCGUAUUUGACAUGGUCAAAGCCUUCUCGCACGCCGUUGGUCGCGAUCUCCCAUACGAGGUCGUCGAUCGCAGACCGGGUGAUGUUUUGAACCUAACAGCUAUGCCCGCCAGAGCCAACGAGGAACUCAAGUGGGAGACCAAGCUUUCACUCGAAGACGCAUGCCGCGAUCUGUGGAGGUGGACUGAAAACAACCCUCAGGGCUACAGACAGCAGCCACCAAAAGAGUUCGUCGAGCAGGCUCUUGCCGCGCGCAAGUAGGCAGAUUGAGUCGAGGAUGAUGGUAAUGCUUGAAGACAGUUUUCUUUUUUGCACGCAUAGAUUUGACGCCACGGACGCUUUUUUUUGUGGCUCUCACAUAUUAUACCCAAAAAGUACUUGCGA